Molecule: messenger RNA, 1164 nt
Organism: Arachis stenosperma
Lineage: Eukaryota; Viridiplantae; Streptophyta; Magnoliopsida; Fabales; Fabaceae
Product: pentatricopeptide repeat-containing protein At1g06710, mitochondrial-like
Exons: 3
Coding region: 1-1164 (387 amino acids)
Molecular function (GO): protein binding
Source: RefSeq, a predicted model, not a curated record
AUGGUGUCCUGUCGUUUGUAUCCCAAGAUGAUGAAACACGUAGUUGUUCCCUGCCAGGUUCCAUUGGAAAGCAUCAUGCACUCGAACGAAUUGCAGUGGCUUGCAUGUGGCCCCAAUGUUCAAGUUAGUCGCUUUACAUCUUACAACGUAAAUGGAUUUAAGUUUAGAACCCUAUCGAGAGAAGAAAGGUUGAAAGCCCAAAAUAGCCGGGUUCAUGUCACUUUUGACACUAGGAGUUAUGCAAGCAAGCGCAACAAUAAUGUUGCUGUUGGUAGCAUCUUGUAUUACGGAAAACUAGUGGACAUCAUUGAGUUAAAUUACAGCGGAAAAUUAGAAGAGAGGGACCUCUUUCUUCGUGGAUCUAGCUUCUCGUUAUGCAAGGCGAUAGAAGAGGCAUCUACGUUCUCUUCGCUGGAGCACGCAACAUCAAUCGAAAGAGACUUGUUCAACAAGUUGCCAAUUAGAGCAUGGUUGGAUGCAUUCUCAGCACAUAGGCACAUAGGGGUUGUAUUGUAUAAGGUCAAUGUAGGCAACUUUGCACGGUGUCUUUGUAGGGCUGGAAAGUUUGAUAAAGCCUUUAUGAUAAUAUGUGAAAUAAUGAGCAAGGAUUUUGUUCCAGAUGAUAGUAGAUAUUCUACAGUGAUUCAUUUUUUAUGUAAUGCCUUCAAGGUAGAUAAGGCUUUUCUUUUAUUUGAAGAAAUUAAAAGGAAUGGCAUUGUUUCCAGCGUUUACACCUAUACUAUUUUGAUUGGUAGCUUUUGCAAAGCUGGUCUCAUCCAACAAGCUCGCAAAUGGUGUGAUGAAAUGUUAAGGUAUGGUUGUACGGCUAAUGUGGUGACGUAUACUGUAUUUAUUCAUGCAUACCUGAAGGCAAGAAAGUUGUCUGAUGCAAAUAAACUAUUCGAGGUGAUGAUGGUACAUGAAGGUUGCAUGCCAAAUAUUGCUACAUAUAUAGCUUUGAUAGAUGGUCAUUGUAAAGCUGGGCAGAUUGAAAAAACUUGCCAGAUUUUUGUCAGAACGCAAAGUGACAUAGAAACCUCUAAUACGGACAUGUAUUUCAAAUUGGAUGAUGAUAACAACACUGAAGAACCAAAUGUUAUUACAUAUGGGGCUUUGGUGGAUGGCUUAUGCAAAACAAGCAGGGUUAAACAAGCCCGUGAAUAA